Polyodon spathula (Mississippi paddlefish) is the source of this 3348-nucleotide messenger RNA. Its product is annotated as interferon regulatory factor 4-like. Gene Ontology annotation, molecular function: RNA polymerase II cis-regulatory region sequence-specific DNA binding; protein binding; DNA-binding transcription factor activity, RNA polymerase II-specific. The coding region runs from base 112 to 1419 and encodes 435 amino acids. The transcript is spliced from 9 exons. Gene Ontology annotation, biological process: immune system process; regulation of transcription by RNA polymerase II. NCBI's taxonomy places the organism in Eukaryota, Metazoa, Chordata, Actinopteri, Acipenseriformes, Polyodontidae. Gene Ontology annotation, cellular component: nucleus. The record is from RefSeq and is a predicted model, not a curated record.
CUCCAUUCUGAACUGACACGAGUUCCAUCGAUCGAGCUUGCAAGAGCGUUGCUGGUAGAAGCCCUUAGGAACUGGCUUAUGAGCUGAAAAUAAAACAAAUAACCAGUACCGAUGGGAGAUCGUUGCAGGAACAUGCGGUUACGAGAGUGGCUGAUUGCUCAGAUAGACAGCGGUAAUUAUGCAGGGCUGAGUUGGGAGAACCAAGAAAAAAACAUGUUUCGGAUUCCUUGGAAACACGCAGCUAAACAAGACUACAACCAGGACGAGGAUGCCGCUCUGUUCAAGGCCUGGGCGGUGUACAAGGGCAAAUUCUGCGAAGGGAAGGACAAGGCCGACCCCUCUACCUGGAAGACACGGCUUCGCUGUGCAAUGAACAAGAGCACCGACUUCAAGGAGGUUCCGGAGCGAAGCCAGCUGGACAUCUCCGAGCCGUACAAGGUGUACGAGAUCAUGGACGAGGGGGAGAAGAAGACAGACCCACCUGAUAGUCCAGUGCCCCCAGCCCAGCGGAUCUAUAACAGGAGCCAGCACGCGCUCCAGAGGGGUCCCCAUGCUCUGCAGGCUCAGUUCCCCAUGCAGGUUGAUGGUGAAUGGGAGAAGGUGACUGAGAAGCCCAGUAUGCAGUACAAGGCUGCCGCCCCACUCAAACCUGCAGACAAUAACAGACAUGUGAAGGGAACGUUUUAUACAUAUACAACACCUGGAACCCAGGCACCUGAGAAAGCCCAGAGCUUCCAGGCAGCACCGCGCCCCUACCCAACACAGCUCCAGAUAUCAGAUUUCCGCGUGAACGUGUGCCUAUACUACCAGGGCACGCUGGUAGAGAACUUCACGACCAGCACGAUGGAUGGCUGCCGGAUCCUGCAUGGCUCGGUGCCCGUGGAGAACGAGCACAUCUACGGCCCAUCCAGCAUGGAGCAGCUGCGCUUCCCCUCACCGGAGAGAGCCGGGGCUGACAAGUGGGUCGUCGAGGCCAUGAGCCGCCUGCUCCCCCACCUGGAGAGGGGUGUCCUGCUGUGGGUGGCCCCAGACGGGGUCUUCCUCAAGCGCCUCUGCCAGGGCCGGGUCUACUGGGAUGGGCCCCUUGCCCCGUUCUGCAACCAGCCCAACAAACUGGAGCGCGACAAGACCUGCAAACUGCUGGACAUGCAGCUCUUCCUUCAAGAGCUGGAGCUGUACAUGCGAGAAGGUCGUCCGUGUCCCCGCUUCCACAUUGACCUGUGCUUCGGAGAGGAGUUCCCUGACCCGCCACAACACAAGUCCAAGAAACUCAUCACUGCACACAUCGAGCCCCUGUUUGCCAGAGAGCUGUACAGGAAGGCCCAGCAGAUUGGUCCAAGGACUCUGCACAGCCUCCAGUUACCCAAGACCAACACAGAUGAUAGGCCCCACAUCAUCGCCAAGUACCCGGUGCAGUGAGUGAUGCUACCAUUCUCCUUGAGCACUGGUCUCAUUGAACCAGAUACUGAAUAUAAUGAGUGCUGAACUGAAGCUGCCUUGGUACUGAGUGAGCCUGCAGAGAGAGAGAGAGAGAGAGAGAGAGAGAGAGAGAGAGAGAGAGAGAGAGAGAGAGAGAGGAGAGCAGCACAGCUAAAAGACUCCUCCACCAGCAUCUCAGUACAGCUGAAGACUCCCGCCUCCAUCUCAACGCUACAUCACCCAAGCACAGGACUGGUGAGAGCCCACCGCGCUCUCGCAGACAGAACCCACCACCCACAGCCGAACACUGGCCUCCCUUCGGAGCAGUCUGCUCAUGUGGAGGUCAAUGGUGUGCGUCUGUACUUUGAAAGACAUUUACUUUUCAUCGAAUGCAAUAUUUCUUGAUGGGAGUCAUUAGGAUGAUUCAUUUUUUAAGGAAGGAUCUACAUAUUUUUGUAUGUACAGCAGUUUAAAAAGUUUUUCCCAAAUAAAUAAUGGGACCGAGGCUGACGAGUGUCCCGGUAGAUGGGUAGUACCUUAACUGACUGGAUAGACUGCAUUCUGCAUUGGCUAGUUAAGUUUAGAUUUGAGUCUGAGUACUGCUCUUGUGUCGAUUUGAAAUUUGGCUUGGCACUGUAUUAAUAGUAACUGCAGAAACUGCAUGAGCAAUAGAUUUGGAGGUAGGUUUGAGAAACUGAAAAAUGACGACAUUCUUACAAACUAACAUCUUAACGCUUUUAAGAAAAAAUAACUGUGAUUCAUUUUUUUACUUGUACGAAUAUCCUGAGAUGUGAAAAACAGUCUUUUUCUCUUUCCCGUGUUUGUGUACCAAUGAGUUUACCCAAGCACUGUGAAGAGGCAUUGAGAUUUUAAUUUUUUUAUCAGAGAUCUUGUGAAUGAGCAGAAUGCAUUGCUUUGUGGGUAACCUUAAUUAAAAGUGAUUAUUAUGACUAAUUCAUGUUUGAUUUUACACACGCUCCAGGAAAUGUAAUUAGAUAUGAACUGAAAUAAGGGGAUGGUUAAUUAAUUGAAUGAUUAAAAAAAAACUUUUAAUAGCUUUCAUGUUGAUUUUUAUUUUUUAUUUUACUGUGAACAGAACCAAUUGUCUGCUCUGGGGGAGAUAGAGGGAUAGAGUAUAAGAAGAGGCAGCCUUUCACUAGGGUGAGAUCAUGACACGUUUACAGAGUUCCUUAAUAAGCAACUUAUUCUCGUUUGACUUGUUUUAAGCAAUCUGAAUUGCAGUUCCUCUUUGCCAGGCACAUAUAAUGAAUCAUUACAUUUUUUUAAUGUAUUUUUAAUUUGAAAAAAUAAAAGUGAAUCUUUGAACUCCUAAUCACUGGUGGCUGUUGAAUUUCAUUCAUUGGAACUCUCUGUUUGUUUGCUUGUUUGUAUCAGUUGCUGUUCAGUGAAAGUUUUUAUCCGUUGUGUUUCUGUGCGAAUCAUUUACAUCUUGGGGUUAUCUCGAAAGUUGUCCAGCUCUUCAUCAGCACAACUGAGAUUAGCACAGCACUGUGUAUAAUUGUCCGUCUUGACUGGAAAUCAAGUGUUGUGUUGCAUUGUUAAUAUUAGCGUUUAGUUAUUGUUGUCAAUUAAACAAAGCCAUUGUAAAGAACGCGUCUGCCCCACUGUGGUAGAAAUCUGACCUUGCACGUCAUUGAACUGAACAGCAGCUGUUGAGGAUGUGCCCUCUGGUGGUGGAAUCGAGGUAUUGCCGCAUACAUUUAUAUGGCGAGUCCCUGUCCACACAGCUCUGCAUCCCUGCUCAGGAUCUUGAAAUUCUGCAGGGAGGCUUUCAGAGUAACUUCAGUGAGGACAGGACAGACCCAGCACAUGACACAAGAGAUCCUUCACUGUUCUCCAGGAGGAGAGUUCAUGCAGCAGCAACUUACACACACGUUCUUAGAAAUCUAGAAAGCUUUUUUUAUUAUU